Tupaia belangeri chinensis (Chinese tree shrew) is the source of this 2142-nucleotide messenger RNA. It is a transcript of the gene APLP1, whose product is annotated as amyloid beta precursor like protein 1. Gene Ontology annotation, biological process: axonogenesis; central nervous system development. The record is from RefSeq and is a predicted model, not a curated record. Lineage: Eukaryota; Metazoa; Chordata; Mammalia; Scandentia; Tupaiidae. Gene Ontology annotation, cellular component: Golgi apparatus; plasma membrane. Gene Ontology annotation, molecular function: alpha-2B adrenergic receptor binding; heparin binding; transition metal ion binding. The annotation marks the transcript as partial. The transcript has 17 exons.
GCGGCCGAGGCUCCAGGGUCAGCCCAAGUGGCCGGACUAUGCGGUCGUCCAACCCUUCACCGGGACCUGCGCACCGGCCGCUGGGAACCAGACCCGCAGCGCUCACAGCGCUGUCUCCGGGACCCGCAGCGCGUGCUGGAGUACUGCAGACAGAUGUAUCCAGAGCUGCAGAUUGCACGUGUGGAGCAGGCUACACAAGCCAUUCCCAUGGAGCACUGGUGUGGGGGUGUCCGGGGCGGCCAUUGUGCCCAUUCCCACCACCAGGUUGUGCCUUUCCACUGCCUGCCUGGUGAAUUUGUGAGUGAGGCCCUGCUGGUACCUGAAGGCUGCCGGUUCUUACACCAGGAGCGCAUGGACCAGUGCGAGAGUUCAACCAGGAGGCAUCAGGAGGCGCAGGAGGCUUGCAGCUCCCAGGGCCUCAUCCUGCAUGGCUCGGGCAUGCUUUUGCCCUGUGGCGCAGAUCGGUUCCGCGGUGUGGAGUAUGUGUGCUGCCCCCCUCCAGUGACCCCCGACCCGUCUGGGACAGCAGUUGGUGACCCUUCCACCCGGUCCUGGCCUCUGAGGGGCAGAGUAGAGGGAGGUGAGGAUGAGGAAGAGGAGGAAUCCUUCCUACAGCCAGUAGAUGAUUACUUCGUGGAGCCUCCACAGGCUGAAGAGGAAGAAGAGGAGGAAAAAGUCCCACCCCCAAGCUCCCAUACCCCUGCAGUAGUCAGCAAAGUCACUCCCACCCCAAGGCCCACAGAUGGUGUGGAUGUUUACUUUGGCAUGCCUGGGGAAAUCAGUGAGCACGAGGGGUUCCUGAGGGCCAAGAUGGACCUGGAAGAACGUCGAAUGCGCCAGAUUAAUGAGGUGAUGCGUGAAUGGGCCAUGGCAGACAACCAGUCCAAGAACCUGCCUAAAGCUGACAGACAGGCCCUGAAUGAGCACUUCCAGUCCAUUCUGCAGACCCUGGAGGAGCAGGUGUCUGGUGAGCGACAGCGCCUCGUGGAGACCCAUGCCACCCGAGUCAUCGCCCUUAUCAACGACCAGCGCCGGGCUGCCCUGGAGGGUUUCCUCGCAGCACUGCAGGGGGAUCCACCUCAGGCAGAGCGUGUGUUGCUGGCCCUGCGGCGCUACCUGCGUGCAGAGCAGAAGGAGCAAAGGCACACGCUGCGGCACUACCAGCACGUGGCUGCCGUGGAUCCUGAGAAGGCCCAGCAGAUGCGCUUCCAGGUGCAGACCCACCUGCAAGUGAUUGAGGAAAGGAUGAAUCAAAGCCUGGGCCUGCUUGACCAGAAUCCUCGCCUAGCUCAGGAGCUGCAGCCCCAGAUCCAGGAGCUACUCCGCUCUGAACAUCUGGGCCCCAAUGAAUUGGAAGCUCCUGCCUCGGGGGGCAGCAGUGAGGACAAAGGUGGGCUGCAGCCACCAGAUUCCAAGGAUGACACGCCCAUGACCCUUCCAAAAGGGUCCACAGAACAAGAAGCUGCGUCUCCUGGGAAAGAGAAGAUGUCCCCCCUGGAGCAGUAUGAGCAGAAGGUGAAUGCAUCUGUUCCAAGGGGCUUUCCUUUCCAUUCAUCAGAGAUUCAGAGAGAUGAGCUGGCGCCAGCGGGUACAGGCGUGUCCCGUGAGGCUGUGUCGGGUCUGCUGAUCAUGGGAGCGGGAGGGGGCUCGCUCAUCGUCCUCUCCAUGCUGCUCCUGCGCAAGAAGAAGCCCUAUGGGGCCAUCAGCCACGGAGUGGUGGAGGUGGACCCUAUGCUGACCCUGGAGGAGCAGCAGCUCCGUGAACUGCAGCGGCAUGGCUACGAGAACCCCACCUACCGCUUCCUGGAGGAACGACCCUGAACCUACCCCUUCAUCUUCGCCCAGACCCGCCCUCUUCCUGGAGCCUCCCAGCUUAGGCUGGGAGGUGGUCUUGGAAAGUUCAUUUCACACCCUUUGUGAGAGGGCUGGAAAUUCUUAUUUCCGCUUCUAAUUCCAAAUUCCAUCCCCAAGAAAUCCCCAGUUGUUCCCAGCUGCCUCCCGACUUGGGACCUCCUCACCUUAAUUUAUUUUGCAAGGCGACCUGAAGGUGCUCCUUAAGGUGACUGCCACCUUGGUCCCAGUGUCUGUUGUUCACCCUCCCACGUUUCCCCACUAACAUCCCAAUAAAGUCUUCUUCCCCAC